GGGGCGGGCGGGAAGGCGGAAGGGCUGCGGGUAGGUAGCCUUGGGCGGUAACGCCGCGGCUCCCACCGCGUCUCCCGCGUUGCCCGGCCGGGACCAUGGAGGCGGCGCUGCUGUGGUUCUGCAACUGGAGCACGCUGGUCGUGUGCGCCGCGCUCAAGCUGCCGCAGAUCCACGCGCAGCUGGCGGCGCGCAGCGCGCGGGGCCUCAGCCUCCCGAGUUUACUCCUGGAGCUGGCAGGGUUCCUGGUCUUCCUUCGCUACCAGUGUUACUAUGAGAACCCACUGCUCACCUACCUGGAGUACCCCAUUCUCAUUGCCCAAGAUGUCAUCCUCCUGCUGUGUGUCUUUCAUUUUAAUGGGAACGUGAAGCAGGCCGUACCCUACCUGGCUGGAUUCGUGUUGUCUUGGUUCGUUCUCAGCCUGCAGAAGUGGAUCAUCGACCUGGCCAUGAAUUUGUGUACCUUCAUCAGCGCAGCCAGUAAGUUUGCCCAGCUCCAGUAUCUGUGGAAGGCUCAAGACUCGGGAGCUGUGAGUGCACUGACGUGGGCCCUGUCUGCGUACACCUGUGCAACAAGAAUAGUAACAACCUUAAUGACUACCAAUGAUUUCACAAUUCUUACACGUUUUGUGAUCAUGCUAGCUUUAAACAUAUGGGUAACAGCUACAGUACUGCGCUACCGGAAGCCUGCCGUCAAAGCUGAGUGAUGAAUGUUAUCCUACGCACAAAGUGGAAUCGAAGGAAAAGCACUAACGUCUUCUCAACAUUCAGUCAAUCGUUGCAGAAACUUUGAAGUCAGAGGUGGUUUAACAGCUUCGGAAGCACCUGUAGCCAGGUGUGGUGGCUGUAAUCCCAGCACUCAAGUAGGAGGGCCACAAAUUCAAGGCUAGCCUAACAGUAGAACUUGGGAAAAGAGGAGAAAGAAAGGAAAAGAACUACUCAGUAUGCCAUUUCCCCACCGCUACCUGCCCUCUGCUCACGAUAUAGCCCAGGCAGAACUUCAGGUGUGAUCCUCCUGCCUCAGCCUCCAGAGUGCUGGAAUUAUAGGCUAUGCCUCUUGAUGUAGCUUAACAUCUGCAACAAUUCAGUUGCCCAAGAAGGCUGACACUUACUCUUGGAAGAACCAACUGCAAUAUAGCAUUCCAAACCUUUUUAAGAAAUAGUCUCUCAAUCUGGUGGAGAGGCUCACGCCUGCAAUCCCAGCCACUCAGGAGGCUGAGAUCUGAAGAUAAAUGUUCCAAGCCAGCCGGAGCAAGAAAGUGAGAUUCUUAUCUCCAGUUAGCCACCAUAGAAAGCUAGAAGUGGAGGUACAGCUUGAGUGGUAGAGUGCCAGCCUUGAGUGAAAAAGGUCAGGGACAAGGCCCAGGCCCUGAGUUCAAGCCCAAGUACCACCACCACAAAAUAAGCCUUUCCACAAUUAAAAUGAACACUAGUGGAGUGGGAUUUUGCAGUUAGUAGUGGAACUGUAUGUAGUAAGGCAGUAGGGUUCAUGCCCUGGGUGUUUGAUUUUAGCAUAGGAAAACCAUCUUGGCCUUACUGUACAUCAUAAUGCAAUCAACGUGUGUCCAGGUUAAGCCAGGUUAUCAGAACAAGCACAGGUGUAAUUGGGUUGUGUACUCUAUGGUCUCUUCACUUCGUGCCUUUAAGAAAUCCCUAACCUAAGGUACUACUAUAGGCAAUCUCUACUUAGGAAGAGAUUGUGCUUUCAAGCACAAGUCUGUAUCUACUUUUUUAAAGGGCUAUACAGCUAUACAAUUACCGUUAACUGGAAUUCUGCACAAAAUAUCAGGCUGAAGUCACCGAAAACUACGUAGUAAAGGGGAUUGUGGUUGUUGGUUAUGGGGCUUGAACUCUGGGCCUGGGCGCUGUCCCUCAGCUCUUCAGCUCACUCUACCAUUG
Messenger RNA from Dipodomys spectabilis (banner-tailed kangaroo rat), 1896 nucleotides. RefSeq names its product solute carrier family 66 member 3 (gene Slc66a3). NCBI's taxonomy places the organism in Eukaryota, Metazoa, Chordata, Mammalia, Rodentia, Heteromyidae. Bases 96 to 704 code for a protein of 202 amino acids. The transcript has 7 exons. The record is from RefSeq and is a predicted model, not a curated record.